UCUGCCUAUGCUUAUAUUUUAUCUAUCAGCAUGCGUUAAAAUAGCACCCAAAGACAUCAAUCAGAAUUGGCACCCCCGGGUACUGUGGCGCUUUUCAUACAUACAGGAAAAAACUGUCUUUGUCCCUGAAGAGUUUACAGUUUAAGACAAGACACAGGAAGUGAGUGUGAUGAACAAGAGGAGAGAAGUGGGAAGGAAAGCCAAGGCUAGUAAUAAGCUCAUACUGGUACAUAGGUUCACUGGAGGUUUGAGCCUGUAUCCAUUGAAGUCAAUGGGAGUGUUGUCCUUGACUUAAUUGGGUCAGGAUUAGGCAUUUCAUGGGUAAUGUGAUUGUUUGUGGGGGGAAAACUUUCUAAUUAUUUCAAUCAGUCAAUAAUAUCAGCUCUUCCUAAGCACCCUUCAACAUGGUCAUCGUUGACUGGCUGGUUGCUGGAUGAUAUCCCAGCAGAAGUGUGGAUGAGGAGUCCGAGAGAGGAGAAUGUGUUGGCCUUACGGAUCAGUUCUGUAUGUAGUGAGCAACAUGGAGGGAGCAUGAAACCCUUCGUGGGAGGAGCAGAGCAAUGGCUGCCCAAGUCUGAAAGGACGAAAUAAUGGCCCUAGGAGUGUGAGUGGGGAGAUGCUCGGUUACAAUUUAAUAAAUUCCUUAUCACAAUCUGAUGAACUUGUGACUCAUUCCUCUGCCCCUGUGCUUAGGCAGUGUGGCAUUUAGGGUUCUAGCUAGUACGUCGUAUUGUGUAGCAGGGUUUGAUGAAGAGCCAGCUUUCAUUUUCUGCAAAGCCAAGCCCACUUGUUUCCAUUUACUAGAACAGGAAGCUUAGAGGGCACAAGUACUCCUGCGACUGCAAGCUGCCCAGACCAUGGCGAUCCUGCACUUAGCUCUUUGUUGCCUAUGGCUUCUCCUGCAAAGAACAGCUGUGGCAGCUGGGUCCAUAAGAGUCCAGUGUGGGGAAACAGCAAUCCUACCCUGUCCCACUGCUGCUGGAGGGCUGCACAACUACUGGGCCAUUGGCUGGUACAAGGUAGCCAAUGAGAGUCAUGAAACGGGGCUGAUUCGGAGACAUGAGAACAGCACGCAUGUGUAUUUGGGGACCCAGAGGAAGUUCCUGAUGGAUGUGCAGCAAUCCCUGGUCAUUCCUGAGGUCCAGCUGGAGGAUUCUGCUGUGUACCGCUGUUCCCUGUGGGCCAGAGUUGGGCAUUUCAAUCAGCAGGCAGACAUUAUCCUGCAGGUAUCAGGUGAGUUGGCAGCACAAUAUUAAUAGGGCUGGAAUCACAGCCAAACAUCACAGGGAUACAAAUGAGCUUUCAAAAAAGACGUGGCACAGAGCUUUUGGCCUCCUCCAGCAAAAGGCAAUGGGCUAAAGAAACUAGUGAGAUUUGGAGUGAUAACCCAGAUACAGGGGCAGAAAGUACGUUGUUCAGUUCAUUGUAAUUCCCAAGGGCUGGACUGAGCCUUUAACCUCAGCCCUGAGUAGGAGGCAGUAUAGAGCUGUGCCUGCCCAGGAAGGACUUGUGAUUUGGAGAGUCACCAUUCCUCUCCUGCUCCCCCUCUUGCACCUGGGUGGGGGAAGUGAGCUGUGACACCUUUUGAGCAUGCAGUUUACUUCCCCCCUCAUGCCUGGCCAGGCCAGCCGUGACUCUGCCCACUUGCUCCCAGGGGGAGGCUGCUGCCUCUACUCUGCCCCUGCCCUGGACCCAAGAAGGUCACCCAUAGGGUGUGAGGCCUUGCCUUCCUGCAUAGCCACACAGGACCAGGGUACAAUCUUGCCCUGUGUUUGUGAAAUCAAAGUGCUGCUAGAUUCACCUCUGUGUGUGCAUUUCAAUAAAGAAAUGUUUGUUAAAAUUAUGGAGUUACUGACACUAAGAAAAACAUUUUACAAAGGUUCAAAACUAUUAACAUGUACAAAAGUGGAAAAAGGAUGUAGGCUAGAGAUGGUGAGUUGUCGCCAAACACAAGAAGCCUGUGCCUGGCUCCUAGCACUGCAGGACUGUGCCCUCCCAGAGAAGGGCCUUUUGGACUCCUUUGUGGGACUGUCCACCAAGCGACCAAAUGCAGCCCUGGUGUAAGUGUGUGCCACGUCAUUGAAAUCAGUGAGUCACGUGCUCAGGGCUGAAUUUGGCCCAGUGUGUUUGUUUGCUGCAUUGCUAACUUGUGAAAGUGCCCUGGGGCAGGCAGGAGGAAUUGGAUUUGGGUUCCAGGUUAUGGAAAUGAUUGCCUAAUUAUUACCACCAGUCCCUGAAUUCCUAUACUAUUUGUCAGACAACAUACUUGACAGACAGAUUAGGCCUGUA
Molecule: messenger RNA, 2289 nt
Organism: Trachemys scripta elegans
Lineage: Eukaryota; Metazoa; Chordata; Testudines; Emydidae
Product: CD83 antigen-like
Exons: 3
Coding region: 858-1256 (132 amino acids)
Source: RefSeq, a predicted model, not a curated record